AUGAGCGACCUGCAGGCCACCUUCGAGUUCUCCGUGGAACUUUACAAGUUCUACAAUGUCGAUCUCUUUCAAAGAGGACUAUACCAAGUGCGCGUGGGAUUACGCGUGUCACCUAAGGUGCCGGUAAACAUCGAGGCGACGGUGUCGAGUGGCAAUGGUGCCGCUAGGACCGGCAGACCUGCUGCUAAUUCAUCCCUCAUCGGUGGCCUCGCUGCUUCUCGAGCCUUCCAAAUUAUGUACAGAAAUGAAGAAGUCACAUUACGAGACAUCGUGCAUUUUAGAGCUCAUCUGCUAGUUGAUAGCCGUAACCUAAAAGAGUCCCUGGAACGGGCAGAAUGGAGCCUUGGCGUGGAGCUGUGGUGCAGCGAGGGAGCACAAUCGAGUACACUCUCGCCUGUAUCCUGUCGCGUACUAAAGCUACACUUUCAGCCAUCACAAGGCCUGCACUACCACCUGCCAGUGCUUUUCGACUACUUUCACCUAUCUGCCGUUUCCGUUACCAUCCACGCAAGCUUAGUAGCCCUACAUCAACCAUAUAUCAAGAAAAGCAUCAUGCAUUACGUACAAAGUUGCACACCCCGUUCUAGCAAACAAUGGGGCAAAUUGAUGAAAAGUGCAGGAUCAAAUUUUAACGCUUCGGGAAGCUUAGAAAAUAUUCUCUUCGGAUCGAGUGGGAAAUGUACCGGCGGGAAUUCUAGCAAAAUAGCACAUGCCAGACAAGUGCAUGCAGAAGUUUGUGGUAUUCUGCUUGGGUCCCUUGAGGGCUUGCAAAGUGCGUUAACUGUAUGCGGCUCGACCGGAGUGUUAUUGACUCCUGAAGAAUCUUCGUCCAAUUCCAUUGUUGGUGAAGUCGCACAAAGGAUAAAAGAUUUAAGCGACAUAGGCAAGAAAUCAGAAGCCGGGGAAGAAGAAGAAUGGGCAAUGGGAGCGGCACAUGACAUUGCAAGACUUUGUGCUGAGGUGACGCUUAGAUGGCGAGCUUUUUUACAUCACACCUCAGACCGCCCUCAUGUUCACCACGCCCUAGCCGCAAGACAUCAUGCAUUACGAAUCAAACGGUUCUCAGAAUGCUUCUUUGUACUAGACAAUCCUCGCCAUUCGCUUGCUGGCUGUUAUGACAGUAAUUACCAGUCAUAUCAAAGCGUAGGAGAAGCUGUAAGAAGGUCACGCUAUCUUGCGUUACUGCCUCCACUGCCAGUACACUGUAUUGCGCUUGAUGGUGACCCUCACAUCAUGCCCAUUAUAUUUGAAGACAGAUAUCAAGACACUGCUGAAUUUGCAAGAAGACGUUCAUUUUUAAAUUCUAACGCCAAUAAGUCUGGUAGUGAUCCCUUUCUUUGUCCAGAUCCGACUGGAGAAGACUGCGCUUGUAGUGUAAGUUCAAUAAUGGAUUCGAGAAGACCUUCAUCUGAAGCUUCCAGAGUAACGCUUACACUGCCUAAAACAAUUAUAGAUGUGCUUGACCCUCAGUUUAAGAGUCCCAAAGCGGGUACCAGUGUAGUUCAAGCUACAUUAACUUUAGCUCCUCAAAAAUCUGCCCGAGGCUCUCCAAAACGAACGUUAGUAAAACAAAACGUGGUGGAAAUGAACAAAGCGCAUAACAAGCAAUUAGAAUUAACUGGAAGAAACAGGUACAUAGUACAGAAUAACCAAAUAAGUGAAAUUCAGUUACCGCCUAAUAAUGUAUUUGCAUCAUGUUCAAUUCAGCAAGGUCAACAAAUGUCUAGAUACUCAGCUUCUACAUUAUUGGAUUUAAAUUCAAACAAAGGUAAUGUUAAUAUUUCUCAAUCAGGAAAAGACAAAGCUGACUCUGAUCAAGUUUUUGUACAAAAGCAUGAAAUUAGAAGUGGUGUUAGUACUUUACCAGCAAGACAUAGCAAAUCUUUAGAUCAAUUGAAAGUUUCACAAAUGGCACCACUAAGUGUACAACCAUUAACAAAAAAUGUUAAAAAUAGUUCUAAUACAUCAGUAAAUUAUCAAAAAACAUAUAAAUCUCCACAAUCUAUAAAACCUACAACUCUACCUAGAAGCGUUACUACUACAGCUUAUCCUACAAACACGACAACCCGAUGUGGAUCUAAAGGAGAUGAUUACAGAAGAAACAUAAAUGAAUUUAGAGAAAAAUAUAAAAAUCCAUGUAAUUCAAAUGUUCCCGGAAACAAUGAAGUAUUUCAUAAUGUACUUAAGUAUGAUAGUACAAUUAAAGGAAAUACGAACCAAAUUUAUGGUUACGCUUUCGGUAAUCAGGGUAAUUUGCAAGCGAAUAACGUUAUUCGUAAUCCUUUAGAAUUUCAAAGAGGCUAUAGUGUAAAUUUGCCCCGUCCUAUGUUGCCUCCUCGUAAUUCUUAUCCACCAGUUAGUGGAAAGACUCAAGUGACUGAUCAAAGUAAUCUAGUUUCUAAUAAACACGUUCAUAGAUCUAACUCUACGCAUGUAUUUCAACAAAAUAUUGAUAGCCAGCAAAUGGAUAUUGAAGCAGCUCGAAAUCAAUUAAGGCAUGAGCUAAACUAUUAUUUACAAAAAGGUGACUGGAGUUACGACUUUAAUACUGGUAGUCUUAUUCAAAACUACCAGAAGAAAUCUAGUAAAAGUAGUGAUGAUAGUGGUUUUGUAAUGACUUUAGAUAGAAGUAGUGAUGGAACAUCGAAAUCAACUUACUCAAAGACACCACCAUCAACUCCUCAUUCUAGUUUACCUUCCGUAAGGCAUAAAAAGAGUCGAUCUAAAGAUACAAAACUUAAUAAUAGUGGGAAAGAAAGUGCAAAAAUUAAUUCCAGUCGAGAUUCAUUAAGUAGCCACCAAUCAAUUAAAUCAAGAGAUAGUAAAUCCGAUCGACAUACGCCAAAAUCUGAUCGUAGUACCCCUAAAUCAGAUAGAGGUACUCCUAAAUCUGGCAAAACGACGCCAAAAUCUGGGGGAAUUACGCCAAGAUCUGGUUUAGCAACUCCAAAAUCAGGUAGAGCUACCCCUAAAUCUGGAGGUACUACACCCAAGAGUGGAAGAUCUAGCGGUAAACCAGAAAAACGUACCAAACAUAAAGCUUCCGAAAAAAUGACACAGCUUAUGUCAGAAGCUGCAUCAUCUUCAAGCGAUGAAAGUGUACCAUUCGAACUAAGAAGAUUGGAAUCAUCAACGAGCGUUCCAUAUAGUUUAGAUCAUGGAUCAGAAUUAAGACAUUGCAGAAGUGCUGCAUCAAUUAUAGAGGAACCUAACCUAAAUAAUACUUUUGGUUCUGAGUCAUUGCCAAAUUUGGCUCCACCACCUGCUUUCGAAUCUCCGCCAUUAGAUAUUACUGAUAAAGAUUUUAAAAUAUUGCCUCCCGAAAAUUUUCUUAACAAAGAAGAUAAACAAAGCAGAAGUUCUACAUCAAGUUUGAGUGAACAAAGUGGUUGGGUCUCAAGUGGUAGAAGUUCAGGUCCAUCUUCUCCAGACAAUGUUAGCUGUCAAUUGACUCAAAAUUACCCUCCUUCUAGUAGCACGAAUGUUUCAAAAGUUCCUGGUAAAAAAUAUGAAGAUACUGAUGAAACGCGUAAAAAACACGGUGAAAAAAUAAGCGAUUUUAAAAGAACCAUUCUUAACGGUGAACAGCUACGAGAGCGCUUACUCAAAUUAGCAGUCAAAGCCGUUCAAAGUAGUUCUACGGAAAAGAUUGAAUGCUGUGAUAAAGAAAUUUGCGAAGAAUGUACGAUUUGUAGCGAUUCCAUUUGUACUGAUAGCCAAUGUGAAUAUAACAAAAUGAUACACAGAGACGGAAUCGAUGCAGGUUGUAAUUCAGAUACUUGUACAGCAAGUUGUUUCCAACAGUAUUCUGACUCUAAUGCAGCCAAAAUCAAUCAAAGGCACAAUUCAUUUAGUGCCAUUCAAGGCAGUACAUACAGUUCCGUUAAUAAAAGUUCUAAUGAAGGUACUGUUAAAAAAUCUCAGACAGUCAGCGAUAACUUACAUCCUUAUAUUCGGAAAGAAAUUCCACCAAAAGCGCAACCUCCUCAACCAAUUGCUGAAAAAUCUAAUCCCAUAGAUAAGAUUAAAUUAAGAGAUAGAAUAGAAUAUACGGAAAAAUUAAUAGCGGCAGAAAUACUUAGUCUUGCGGUAGAUCGUUCAUGCAAAAGUCACAAAACUGUUGGUCCUGCCACAGCUGCGCAAAAAUACCAAGGUAAAGCAAAAUCAGAAGUAGACUUAAGCCAACAUAGUGGUGAAAACGAUUACGACCACUUACCUCCACCGAAGCAGUUUAGAGAUGCACCUCCACCACCCGACGAAUUUAAGGUAAACAAGGAUCCACCUUCAAAAUCUCCAAUGUUGAGCAGACAAAGUAGUAAGUCCUCAACACCGUCAAAAAAAAGAACAUCUGGCCAACCUACGACGUUGCAACUAGAUAAUCCUCUUUAUCACGUAUGCGAAGGAAUUUUAGAGAGGCGAAAAUUAAGACCCCAUCAAUCCAUGAAUACUACUACUACAUCUACUACCAGUACACUGAAUAAAAGUCAGAGUACUGGUGAAUUAGCUAGCAGAAACGAAAAUGGUAAAGAACAACGUCAGAGCAAUUUCAUUAGCAUUUUUGGGUUAGCUGAAUCGGAACGACUAUUCGUUAAAUGUAGGGAAGAAUUUAGACAAAGUGUUAAGUACCCAGGAGCAAUAUAUUCCGAUUUUCCACCGGUUGAAAAUUCCCUACCCUAUUUCCACAUUAGUGACGAAUAUAGGAUGUUUAAUCCAGAAGGUUUACACCUUAUUAUAUGCGUGCAUGGAUUGGAUGGCAAUGCCGCAGAUUUACGAUUGGUCAAAACAUAUUUGGAAUUAGGCUUACCGGGAGCUCGUUUAGAUUUUCUCAUGUCUGAGAGGAAUCAAGGUGACACAUUUUCGGACUUUGAUACAAUGACAGACAGGUUGGUCCAAGAAAUCAUGACACACAUACAAAAUUCAAGCGAGCCAGCUAGGAUAAGUUUUGUAGGUCAUUCCUUGGGCACUAUAAUUAUAAGAUCAGCUCUAGCAAGACCACAAAUGAAACCAUUCUUGGGAAAAUUACACACAUUCCUAUCCCUUAGUGGUCCUCACUUGGGAACAUUAUAUAAUUCUAGUGGCCUUGUUAAUGCAGGUAUGUGGUUUAUGCAAAAGUGGAAGAAAUCCGGUUCUUUACUCCAACUCUCUCUUCGUGAUGCUUCGGAUCCUAGAAGAUCGUUCCUGUACCGACUGAGUGAACGAAGUCAACUACAUCAGUUCAAACACAUUUUACUAUGCGGUUCAGGACAGGAUAGAUACGUACCGCUACAUUCUGCAAGGCUUGAACUUUGUAAGGCUGCUGCAAAAGAUACUUCAUUGUUGGGACAAGCUUAUAGGGAAAUGGUACACAACAUGGUUUCACCACUAGCAGCUCGAGCAUCGUCUGUCUCCGUUGUCCGUUAUGAUGUGCAACAUGCUCUCCCUCACACCGCUAGCGCACUGGUCGGUCGCGCGGCACACAUCGCGGCAUUGGAUUCUGAUCUCUUUAUAGAAAAGUUCCUCCUUGUCUCAGCUCUUAAGUAUUUUCGAUAAAUAACAGGACGAAAUUAUAAUUAACACUUCAAGCACCUACAUCCUAACAACAUAUGGAAGAUGCCUUCAACUCAUAAUCUGAUGGCAAAAAAGAAAAAUCUGUUCUUGAAAUUCUUUUAUAAUCAUUAUAAUAAUCAAGUCUUAUUGUAGAUACUAAUUUUUGGAUUCAAAUUGCAACAAUAUAAUAAAGACUAACAUUGAAUUGGC
Molecule: messenger RNA, 5736 nt
Organism: Melitaea cinxia (Glanville fritillary)
Lineage: Eukaryota; Metazoa; Arthropoda; Insecta; Lepidoptera; Nymphalidae
Product: protein FAM135A
Exons: 17
Coding region: 1-5529 (1842 amino acids)
Source: RefSeq, a predicted model, not a curated record